Messenger RNA from Schistocerca piceifrons (Central American locust), 1872 nucleotides. Its product is annotated as repulsive guidance molecule B-like. The transcript is spliced from 8 exons. Gene Ontology annotation, cellular component: plasma membrane. Gene Ontology annotation, biological process: BMP signaling pathway. Lineage: Eukaryota; Metazoa; Arthropoda; Insecta; Orthoptera; Acrididae. Bases 1 to 1872 code for a protein of 623 amino acids. Gene Ontology annotation, molecular function: coreceptor activity. The record is from RefSeq and is a predicted model, not a curated record.
AUGGGGAGUUCCGUUCGGCUUGCCGUGUUGUGUUGUGUCUGCACCGCGGCGCGCCGCGCAAGAAACCGGUCCGCCCCCACACCGCUGGCUGGCGAGCCUAACGCGUCACUGGCCCCGGCGGCGCGGUGGUGGGGGAACGCGAGUCUAUGCCGCGGCGGCGGGAGGUGGCGGGCUGGCGAGCGUCCGAGCUUCCCCGCGAACCUUCUGUCAGUGCCGCGCGGAACUCGGCCAGGCGAGGAGGCGUGUUGUGUGUGCUCUCUCUCUGUCUCGCGACCCGACACAGCGGCCGUCCUUCGCGACUUGUACUGGCCUUCCUCUUCCGACCGCUCGCCUCGAGUGUGCAGUGCAACUACCCUCCGCCGUGGAAAACUGUGCGUGUCAUGUGUGUGGCCGCUGCACGACGACAUCAGAAGAGAGCGGCGUAGUGCCGUCGCGACGCUGCCGCUGCCGCCGCCGCCGCACCUGGAGAGACCGCGGAAGACGCCGGCGUCCGAUCGAACGGCGGGUGCGAUUCUGCGCGCCGCGGCGAGCAUUCCAGACGCCCGGGGAGGAUGCACUCGGCGGGGCGCAGGUGACGAUGCGGGGGCGGUGAUGGCGGCGCGGCCGCGCGCCCGUGCUACGGCCACGACCACGACCACUGCCGCGCCCCUGCUAGGACCGCUGCUGCUGCUGCUCGCCAUGCUGGCCGCGGGCAGCGAGGCGUGCACGGUGGACGAGUGCUCGCAGAAGUACGGCGAGGCGCUGUCGGCGGCGCCCGGCGCCGGCGGCUCUGCGCAGGCGCGGCUGUGCGCCGUGCUGCAGCGGUACCGGGAGUGCGUGCACGGGCGCGCGCCCGCCUGCCACGGCAACCUGGGCUACCACAGCGCACUCACCAUCGUGCGCCGGCGCAUGCUCCCGCCCCCGCCCGGCCUGCUCGACGACGACGAUGACGACGACAGCCCCGACGAAGAACCCGGCCUGGUGGAGCCCCCGGAGGUGUCGGCGGCGCCGCCGCCGGUGGACGCGGAGUGCGACUACCGGGGCCCGGCCGAGCACGUGCACUGCGGCCUGUUCGGCGACCCGCACCUCAAGACGUUCUCCGGGCAGUACCAGACGUGCCGCGUCGAGGGCGCCUGGCCGCUCAUCGACAACGCCCACCUCGCCGUCCAGGUCACCAACAAGCCCGUCCUCAACGGAUCCCGCGCCACCGCCACCACCAAGGUGACGGUGAUCGUGCGCGGCGCCCCCGCCGGCUCGGCCGCGUGCUCGCGCCACCGCAAGACGUACGAGGCGACGGCGGACGCGCCGCUGCCCGCCACCUUCGUGGACGGCACGCAGCGCUCUGCCGGCGGCAACGUGCAGCUGUCGGUGCACGAGGAGGGCCGGCGCGUCGAGCUGUGGGUGCGCCACGUGGACGCGCUGGUCGUGGUGCGGCGCGCCGGCCGCUACCUCGCCUUCUCGGCGCGCCUCCCGCGACACGUGGCUUUCGGCGGCGGCGGCGGAGGUCGGCCCAGCAGCGGGCUCCAGCUGUGCGCCAGGGGCUGCCCCAGCAGCGAGCUGCUGCACCCUCUCGAGGACCGCGGCAGCGCCAUGAAGCAGGCUGACGCGGAGGCGGUGUGCGGCGCCAGCAACCUGACCGGCUCCUACCACGACUGGUGCGUCUUCGACGUGAUGACGACCGGCGCCGACGACUUCGCGGCUGCCGCCCACGCCGCCCUCACCGACGUGCGGCGCCUCGACCCGCUGUCCGCGCCGUCCACGUCGGCGUCUUCGUCGUCGGCGUCGGGCGGCGCGCCGAGGGGCGGCCGCGAGCAGCGCUCGGGGGCGGCGUCGCUGGCGGCGUGGGUGCGCGCCGCCCUCGCCGCCUCCGUGUUCUUCGCCCUCGCGGUCUGA